Cyclospora cayetanensis is the source of this 1815-nucleotide messenger RNA. RefSeq names its product poly(A)-specific ribonuclease PARN. The transcript has 11 exons. Gene Ontology annotation, molecular function: 3'-5'-RNA exonuclease activity; RNA binding. The record is from RefSeq and is a predicted model, not a curated record. Lineage: Eukaryota; Apicomplexa; Conoidasida; Eucoccidiorida; Eimeriidae. Bases 1 to 1815 code for a protein of 604 amino acids. Gene Ontology annotation, cellular component: cytoplasm.
AUGACGGGAGGACACACAACUUCCCUGCUUCGGUGGCAACACCAUUUGCCGCAGUUGCGCGAAGUCCUCCGCAAGGCGGAGUUCGUGUCUCUGGACCUCGAGCUGACAGGCCUGCACGCGCGGGCUGAGAAGUUCCUGGGCGUUGACCGCUGCUACGCUGCCCACGCAGCGGGUGCUCGCAGCUUUAUGCCGGUGCAGUUGGGUCUCUGUGCAGCGCGGCGUUCAGAAGCGGAUGCGAGCCGGUGGGUCCUCACACCCGCGAGCAUUUACAUCUUUCCACGAGAGACUCGUGUCUUUCAGGCAACGACCUCCACUUUGACUUUCCUGCGGCAAAACGCUUUCGAUUUCAACGAAUGGAUUUCGCGAGGCGUUCCCUACACGAGGAGACAGGAGGAGGAAGAGGAAAGCAGCACCUUACGGCGCCGAAUUGAGGAGCUACGCGGUAUGCUGGCCAGAGCAUCGCCUGAAGCUCCGAGUAAGUGGCGGCACUCGGCGGCUUUAUUUGAUGCCAUGACGGAGGAGGACCGACAGUUGGCCGCCUCUGUGAGGGAAUCGAUCAGCACGUGGCUUAGCAAGGGCCCUCAGGAGCCGCUGGAGCUGCCAGUUGACAGCCCACUGCAACGCUUGUUGCUCCACUCCCUCGUCGCCGCGGAAUUCCCCCAACUCUUCAGUAGCUCAAGCACCCGCGGACAGGACCGCGUCUUUGUCGUGUACACGACGGAGAGCCAAGUGUUUGAAGAGCAGCUGAGGCGGUUGCAGGGGGAACUGAAGGCCGUUGAGGCCGCUAGGGGGGCCCGCGAGCUCCUGGAGGCCAUUUCGCUGGAGCGGCUUCUUGUAGUCGGCCACUGCUGCUUUUACGACUUUUUGCACCUUUAUCAAAGCUUCAUAGGGGAUCUGCCUGAUGGUGUCGGGGACUUUAAGAAGAAAUGGAGUCAGCUCUUCCCAAGCUCGUUCGAUACUAAGCUGCUGGCGGAAACCCAUGAAGCUCUUGCGCCUUUGGGCAUACCGCCCACCCUCAAGGUCAACAGCAGCUCCUCUCCUCCGCUCGCCGCAGCAACUGCAUCAGCCGCCCUCCGUGGCCGCGUUUUUGAGGGGCCCGAGGGUCGACGGUCUGCUGCCGAGGACUUGCGCGGGAGGGGAGAGCUGGCGGAGACUGACGUGGAGAAGGACCCCGUCAGCGACUUGGCUCACGAUGCCGGGUACGAUAGUAUGAUGACGAGCAUGGUCUUCCUCAUGCAAAUCUGCAGGGUUCUGCAGCACAGGGGGUUGUCCUGGGAAGACCUUCACUUCAGACAGCCAGGUUUCUUUUGGAUCAAAACGCUUGCAGACCCCGCCGAUUCGCUGUUGCACCUCUGUGCGGCUACCUGCAGGCCAGCUGUGGGCCUUACGCAGGGAGCGCGGUCACCCAGGAGCCCCGUUGCAGCGCAGGACAUACUCGCGCAAUUCGUGAACCGUGUCCGGCUCGUACGGACGCAGCCGCCGUCAAUAAAUCUAGGGGGCAGCGAGGAGCAGCAGUACCACCAACAAUCGCGGUUACUGGUAAUGCGCAACUUUCCUUCGAGUUGGCAGAAGUGGAACAUCAUGAAACUCUGGUCUCCGGUUUGGGUUGACGUACAGCCGGUAGACAGCACCACAUGUUGGCUUGUCACCCGCACUGAGGCAGACGCACGCAGCCUCCGCACAAUCUACGAAAUGAUGCCGUCUAAGCCAUUCGAGUCAGUUGACUCUUUGACCUUUUUCAAGGCCUCCUGGUGCCACUCCCUGUCCUCUGCGACCCCCGAGUCUCAGGGGGUGGCGUUUCGAGCGGCAAUGUAG